Molecule: messenger RNA, 300 nt
Organism: Aspergillus costaricaensis CBS 115574
Lineage: Eukaryota; Fungi; Ascomycota; Eurotiomycetes; Eurotiales; Aspergillaceae
Exons: 2
Coding region: 1-300 (99 amino acids)
Source: RefSeq, a predicted model, not a curated record
AUGGCUGGUGAGGACUGGCCGGUGACGAGGGAGAUCACCCCACCCCGAAGCCCACCGAAGGAGCGCUGGUGCUGGGACUUUGCAGGUUUAGAGGGUCGAGAGGCCGCCAUCGAAAAACAGGUGUCUCCCCUACGGGUGAACCGAGACCAGUCGUCUGUCGACCACUUCUUCAGCCAGUUGCACCAGCUCUCCAGUCGAGCCGUGUCCGUCAGCUCUCGCUUCGACGUCCUCCCCUUUCGACGUUUGUUAACUCAAACGGCGAAUUCCCCCUAUAUCCGACUACCGGUGCCCUAUCUGUGA